Messenger RNA from Zalophus californianus (California sea lion), 4408 nucleotides. It is a transcript of the gene PRKCI, whose product is annotated as protein kinase C iota. Lineage: Eukaryota; Metazoa; Chordata; Mammalia; Carnivora; Otariidae. The record is from RefSeq and is a predicted model, not a curated record. The transcript has 17 exons. Gene Ontology annotation, biological process: protein phosphorylation. Gene Ontology annotation, molecular function: diacylglycerol-dependent serine/threonine kinase activity; protein binding; ATP binding. Bases 205 to 1794 code for a protein of 529 amino acids.
UGCUGGGCCCGGGCGGCGGGAGGAGCCGUGCGGUUCCGGCUGCCCCGGCGAGGCGACCCUUGGGUCCGCGCCGCGGGCGGAGUGGACAGGUAAGCAAGCGGCAGCCGCGGCUCUGGAAGAGGCUCGGGCAGCGGAGACCCCCCUCGGCGCCCGGCGCGCCCCCCGCACCCUCGGCCUCCGGCUUUGAGGCGGGGGAGUAAGGAGAUGCCGACUCAGAGGGACAGCAGUACCAUGUCUCACCCGAUCGCAGGCGGCGGCAGCGGGGACCAUUCUCACCAGGUCCGGGUGAAAGCCUACUAUCGCGGGGAUAUCAUGAUAACACAUUUUGAACCUUCAAUCUCCUUUGAGGGCCUUUGCAAUGAGGUUCGAGAUAUGUGUUCCUUUGACAACGAACAGCUUUUCACCAUGAAAUGGAUAGAUGAGGAAGGGGACCCGUGUACAGUAUCAUCUCAGUUGGAGUUAGAAGAAGCCUUUAGGCUUUAUGAGCUAAACAAGGAUUCUGAACUCUUGAUUCAUGUCUUCCCUUGUGUACCAGAACGUCCUGGAAUGCCCUGUCCAGGAGAAGACAAAUCCAUCUACCGCAGAGGUGCACGCCGCUGGAGAAAGCUUUAUUGUGCAAAUGGCCACACUUUUCAAGCCAAACGUUUCAACAGGCGUGCCUACUGUGCCAUCUGUACUGACCGAAUAUGGGGACUUGGACGUCAGGGAUAUAAGUGCAUCAACUGCAAACUCCUGGUUCAUAAGAAGUGCCACAAACUUGUCACAAUCGAAUGUGGGCGGCAUUCUAUGCCACCGGAACCAAUGAUGCCCAUGGACCAGUCAUCCAUGCAUUCAGACCAUGCACAGACAGUAAUUCCAUAUAAUCCUUCAAGUCAUGAGAGUUUGGACCAAGUUGGUGAAGAAAAGGAGGCAAUGAAUACCAGGGAAAGUGGCAAAGCUUCAUCCAGUUUAGGUCUUCAGGACUUUGAUUUGCUUCGGGUAAUAGGUAGAGGAAGUUAUGCCAAAGUACUAUUGGUGCGAUUAAAAAAAACAGAUCGUAUUUAUGCAAUGAAAGUUGUGAAAAAAGAGCUGGUCAACGAUGAUGAGGAUAUUGAUUGGGUACAGACGGAGAAGCAUGUUUUUGAGCAGGCAUCCAAUCAUCCUUUUCUUGUUGGGCUGCAUUCUUGCUUUCAGACAGAAAGCAGAUUGUUCUUUGUCAUAGAGUAUGUAAAUGGAGGAGAUCUAAUGUUUCAUAUGCAGCGACAAAGAAAACUUCCUGAAGAACAUGCCAGAUUUUACUCUGCAGAAAUCAGUCUGGCAUUAAAUUAUCUUCAUGAACGAGGGAUAAUUUAUAGAGAUUUGAAAUUGGACAAUGUAUUGCUGGACUCAGAAGGACACAUUAAACUCACUGACUAUGGCAUGUGUAAGGAAGGAUUACGGCCAGGAGAUACAACCAGCACUUUUUGUGGUACUCCCAAUUACAUUGCUCCUGAAAUUUUAAGAGGAGAAGAUUAUGGUUUCAGUGUUGACUGGUGGGCCCUUGGAGUAUUAAUGUUUGAGAUGAUGGCAGGAAGAUCUCCAUUUGAUAUUGUUGGAAGCUCUGAUAACCCUGAUCAAAACACAGAGGAUUAUCUCUUCCAAGUUAUUUUGGAAAAACAAAUACGCAUACCACGUUCUCUGUCUGUAAAAGCUGCAAGUGUCCUGAAGAGUUUUCUCAACAAGGACCCAAAGGAACGAUUGGGUUGUCAUCCUCAAACAGGAUUUGCUGAUAUUCAGGGACACCCAUUCUUUCGAAAUGUUGAUUGGGAUAUGUGACAUCGUGAGGAAGAUUGAUCAGUCUGAAUUCGAAGGUUUUGAGUACAUCAAUCCUCUUUUGAUGUCUGCAGAAGAAUGUGUCUGAUCCUCAUUUUCCAACUAUGCAUUUUGCUUGUGUUGCCAUUUAAUGCAUGAAUAAACUUGUUACCAGCCUGGAUACCAUGAACCAUUUUAUAUUUUUCACCUACAAAAAAGCACUCAGUAUCUUCUGUUAUUGGCUGUAAGAGUCAAUUAUUACAUCUAACUAUGAAAAAGAAAAUGAAACUAGUUUCCAGACAGUCGUGUCAACACUUAACUAUACUGGUAAUCCAGCAGCCUACUGAUGAGUAAUGAAGUUGUCCUUUUGUUUAAAGGAAAUACUUAUACUGCUUUUAAACAGCGUAUCCGUUGCAUUAAGGCACCUGGUGGGAUUACGUCGUAAGCCUCCCGUGAUUUUUUUGUCAUUCUUCGUUCACUUCACCUUGAAGUGUUUAAUUUUGAUAUAAAAGAAUAAUUCAAAAAACAACAAUUUAUUAUAUUACCUAUUUCUGAGUUGUGUUUAAAAAUUCAGCUGUAAAUUUUAUUGCCUUGGAUAAUUAUUGAUUUUUAAGGCAACAGUUAUUAAAGUGGUAAUAAAAGAUGUCACUUGCUUAGAAUUAGGGAUACAGAUUCUCCUUGAGGGAAAAAAAUGGGCAUAUUUUAUUAAGUAUCAGAUUCCAAAUCAUUAGCUGUUUCUGAAAAACUGAUGAGAGUGAUUUCUUUAGUAUAUGGGCAUUAACUUCUGAGCUUACCCAGUUAGCCAGAACUUUAACUGGAAUGUUAAUAAAUAUCACUCAAAGAGCCCAGGAUGCAUUUGAAUGGAGCAUUUUUCAGUAUGUAGAAAGAAAAAAAAUAGAAAUUUAAAAUAGAUACCGAAAAGUAAGAUGGUGAGAUUUCUUUCCUUAUUAGCAAAUCCCACAGUUAUUUUUUGUGAUUUGAUUUAAAUAAUAAGGAAACAGUCAUUAUCAGACUUGUAAAAGCAUUCCAUUAUCCAGUGGAGACAGAACGUAUGCUAUUUUUUCCUUAUAAUUUAGUAUACAGAAAAAGUAUUUAUCUUCCAAAUAGUGUCUUAACCAUACUCACUUGACCAUACUCACUUCUUCACCAAAGCCCCAUUAUCCGUACUUUUGGACCCUUUUUAUGGAGUCUUCAGUGAAAUUUUAAAAAAUAAGGUAAACAUGAAUAAAUAUUAAGGACAUGCAUGUACAUACCCCACAGUUCCAGCUCCUUAAGUGAGUUUUUAUUAAGUAGGUAACACAUGUAAAAAAGUGGAAUACAUUUCAGGGGCAGAGUUCUUCAGAUUAUUUUUUAUUAAUAUUAGUGUUUAGCAAUUUAUUAUUUAAAGGGAUGCCAAUGAUAGCAUCUGUUUAUUUUGAAUAUUUUUUUUAAUAUAAAGGGAUGUAAAAAGUAACCAUAAUCAUCUAAAUUACUGUCUAAUCUUAGUAAAAUUGAAUUUUGGGGAAAGCUGUCUAGUCUUACAUUUAGAAUGAUUUAAAAUUUAUAGGCAUUUAAUAAAUUAUCUCUUUUGGAUGCUACGUUUUAUUAGAAAUGUAAGUUUUCUGAAGUUUCUGGCCAUAUACUCAUUUUUCUUUAAAUAACUAAAUCUGAAAGCAAUGAAAACCUCAAAGGAAAAAGUUUAUAUACAUUCCCAUGUUUAUGUAACAGGUAUAUAUGUUUUUCUUAAUACCUGAAACUUGUUUUAAGAAACAGAAUUCACUGCAAACCAUAAACUCAUAGAAAAUUCUGACAUAUUAGAAAUAUAUUUAUGAUCUUGCUUUUAAGUGGUACUGUUUCCCUAGGGCAUUAGUUCUCAAAUUUUAGAAUGGGGAACAAUCACCUGGAACAUUUGUUUAAAAUGCACAUUGCUGGGCCCACCUUAGAAUUCUGUUGGGUCUUUGGACCUUAUUUUGAGAAACACUUUCUUUGAGCUAUUCUUUUAUUUUGUCCUGUAGUUAUACAUUAGAAUAUUCAUGAUAAGUUUUGAGAAAGGGGUAGGCAGUGAGUUACUAUCUUAUCUACAAUUUUAAAUAAAUUUUGAAUGACUUCUUCAAGUUAGAUAUCUCCCUUCCCUGCAAAAUCCCAUCUGUUUUCUAUCAGUAAUGUUACAAAUGAUGAACAUUUUUCUGUGAUGAGGUUUUAACCAUUAUUCAGGGUGGUCUUUUGUUUUUAAAUAUUUUUUUUAACUAAUAAGAUUUACCAUGUAUAUUUUAUACAAAAUUGCAUUACAAAUAUGUUUUUAAUUGUGUUCUGUUUUUUGUAGUUUUUAAGUGCCAUGCCAAUUCCUUUUAUAUUAUAUAGAAGUUCUUUCAAAAUACUCAACGGGAAUAAGGCAGUUGACAGAAUGGUUAGAAUUUUGGUGUUCUAAGAAAAAACUUCUUUUGCAUAAGCACGUCUGUGGUCAGAUCAUUUUAUGUGUAUGCAGCCUGAAUUGCAUAUCAGGUAUUAUGCUUGUUUGGUACCUGUAUAUUUACUUUUUAAAUUUUGUUUUGUUUUGAUUUUUGUCAUGUAGAAUACUGCCUUGGUCAUCAUAAUGUAAUCUGUAUUUGUGUACCCUUUUUUUUACUUUAAAAUCUUUAAAUAAAAUGUUUAAUACUCA